Molecule: messenger RNA, 153 nt
Organism: Ambispora gerdemannii
Lineage: Eukaryota; Fungi; Glomeromycota; Glomeromycetes; Archaeosporales; Ambisporaceae
Source: the annotation of a GenBank genome assembly
GCGAUGAUUACUGAUAUCCAAGGAACUGCUAUUGAUGCUAAAGCAAUUGCAGGCAAUGUCCAAGCUAAUGCUAAUGGUAUAUAUGGCCAAUCCUCACAAAUACUCGUCAUUGCCAGCCUUGCAAUUGCUAUAGUCGCACCGAGCACAAUGUAG